AUGCCCGCCCCCCCUGCUUCGGGACAGGCGUACACCGCCCCCGCGUCCACGCCUAAGCAGACGCAGCAGGUCGGCACGGCUGGAAACGUGCCUGUCGAGAAGCCCGUUGGUGGUCUUCGAGCUGGAACUGCCGAGCUCCUCGAGCUCCUCGAGCUCCUCGAGCUCCGCAACUUGCAUGACGACAUGGCGGGUAAGUUUCCUUAUUCACCAGGAGUCAAGCUGACAGACAGUAUUGUCGGUUUCGUGAGUCGCCUGACCACCCCUCUUCAAUAUCGACAACCCCCCUUCCCAAGCUUCAUCACCCACGCGAUCCCAGCUAACCCCCAGCUCCUCGGCUUCUCCGCCGCGACCGGCCUGGGCAUCUACUACCUGCAGCAGGACACGAAGGAGGCGCAGGGUCUCCUGACCUCGAGCGUCGAGGAGCUCACGCGCGACACGCAGCGCAUCACGACGCACCUGGACCGUUUGCAGACGACGGAGAAGGACCUCGUCGCGCUGAAGAAGGAGGCGGCGACGAAGGACGAUCUCGUCAAGCUUAGGGCGGAGCUGAAGAAGGCUUGUGACUCGCUCCACCUCGAGAACCUCGACCUCCGCGCGCACGUCUGGGGUAUCGAGCAGGACCUGCAGAAGGUCGCCAAGGAGGGUGAGUGGUAG
Molecule: messenger RNA, 654 nt
Organism: Trichosporon asahii var. asahii CBS 2479
Lineage: Eukaryota; Fungi; Basidiomycota; Tremellomycetes; Trichosporonales; Trichosporonaceae
Exons: 4
Coding region: 1-654 (217 amino acids)
Source: RefSeq, a predicted model, not a curated record